UACUUGCUCCAGGAGGAAUGGAUGCUGCUGAGUCAGCAGCAGAAGGACCUCUGUGGCUCUGACAAGCUGGUGGCACCCCCAGGUGCAGUGGCCUGUAAUUUCACCUGCUCAGGAGGCUGAGGCAGAAGGAUCACAAAUUUGAGGUCAGCCUGGUCAACUUUGUGUCAAAAUCAAAAAGGGCUGGGGAUGUCGCUUAAUGAGGAGAUGCCUGAAUUUGUUUGAUCCCCAGUAUUACAGAAAAAUUAAGUAAAUAAAUAAAAUGGCCAAUAUUUGGCCAUUGGGAGUCUUCAUAUAAAAAUAUGUUUUUUCAGCUUCUCUUGACAUCUUUGUGGCAGUGCUGAGCCUGUGUCCCUGGAGGUGGCGUUGCAGAGCUGUGUAGCUCCCCUUCUGCAGGAUCACGUCCUCUGGGUUGCCGUUGCCCCGAUGCCUGGCCUGGUUUCCUCAGCUGCCUAUCAGCGCUGGGGUUGUGAGCCUCUAUCUGGUUCCACAGCUUUGGGCCCUGCCAGUCUCUCAUUGCUUUCACCCGGCACCUCACCCCCAGCCUCCGAUCCUGCUAAGGGUCUCGUGAGUCCCUGAGUUUCCAAACCACUGGGCUGUACCACCCAAGUCCUGCUUUCUCCUUCUGCCUGUGACCUCAAGACAUGGAGGGACAUCCCCGCCAGGCCCUCCUUAGCAUGUGACCCGAGGCCAGGCCCUCACAGUGCUUUCCUCUGUUCCCGCCUCAGGAGCGACUAUGGCCGGCCCCAGCUUGCUCAGGGAGUUUGGGCGAGGGUCCGAGCCGUGGCCAGGCGACAUCCAUAGCCACAGGAGUCUUCUGGGCCACCACCCCGGGAAAGGCCAGGUGGGCUACAUGAAAGAAAUGGAUGUGCAGAGUCCCGCCUGGGACAGUGGACCAUACCUGCCACCUCCAAAGAAAGCCUGCCUUGCCCACUCGAGUCCAGAGGGUGGCACCGCUGAAGGAGACUGGACAGGAAGAAGCAAGAAACCCCGCUCCAUCCAGAAGUCGUGGUUUGCACAGUUUCCAUGGUUGAUCAUGAACAGGGAGCAGACGGCUCUGUUUUGCUCUGCCUGCCGAGCAUACCCAUCCGUCAGGGACAAACGGUCGAGAUUAAUAGAAGGCUAUACAGGACCAUUCAAGGUGGAGACUCUCAAGUACCACGCCAAGAGCAAAGCCCACAUGUUCUGUGUCAAUGCAUUGGCCGCCCACGACCCCAUCUGGGCAGCCCGUUUCCGGAGCAUCAGAGACGGGUCUGCAGGUGUCCUGGCCAGCACUGAGCACCUCUUCCCUGCAGAUUAUCCCGUGUUCUACCCGCCAGAGCCUCUGGGAGACUUUGAUAAGAUGACAGAGCUCCUGCCGAGUUCAAGAGCUGAACUGGAGGACCCUGGGCCAAGUGCAGCAAUACCUGCAUUGUACGUGGACUGCAUGGCAGAAUUAGGGCAAAAAGAAAUCUCCAGUGACACCCACGACUCCUCAAACAUUUUGUGCAGUGACACUGUUGAAUUCUGCAGGCAGGCCCCUGCAGAGGAGGGACUGCUGGAGGUACCUGUGGUGCUCGAGGAGCUUCCGGCUGUGUUUGAGGAUGUGGCGGUGUAUUUCACCCAGGAGGAGUGGGGCCUGCUGGACCAGCGGCAGAAGGAGCUGUACCGAGACGUGAUGCAGAUGAACUACGAGCUACUGGCAUCCCUGGGGCCUGCUGCUGCCAAGCCAGAUUUGAUCUCAAAACUGGAGCAGAGAUCUGCACCCUGGAUCAAGGAUCCAGAUGGGCUGAAGUGGGGAAAAGGUCAUCCACCAGGGAACAAGAGGAUGGCAGCAGUAAGAGAGGCAGACACUCCGGCCCCCACUACAGAAUCUGCAUCACUUCCCGCUCCUCCUGAGGAGAUGCUUGCCUUCUACUGCCCUUCCAGCACGCAUGCAGGAGAAGUGGGUGGGCCUAGGAAAACCCAGAGGACUUACAGACCCCGUUCCAUUCAGAGGUCAUGGUUUGGGCAAUUCCCCUGGUUAGUAGUUGACCCCACCGAGACCAAGCUCUUCUGCUCAGCCUGCAAAGAGAGACCCACGCUCCAUGACAAGUCAUCUCGUUUAGUCCAAGGUUACACUGGGCCCUUUAAGGUGGAGACUUUAAAGUACCACGAAGUCAGUAAGGCACACAAGCUCUGUGUCAACACUGUGGAGGUCAAAGACAGCAGCCCUCAGGCCACCCUGGUCCCAGAGAUCUCCAGCGACCUCAUGGCCAACAUGGAGCACUUCUUCAAUGCUGCCUACUCCAUUGCGUACCAUUCCCGGCCCCUGAAUGACUUUGAGAAGAUGCUGCAGCUCCUCCAAAGCACGGGGACCAUGAUUUUAGGCAAGUACCGAAACCGUACCGCAUGCACACAGUUCAUCAAAUACAUCUCAGAGACCCUGAAGAAGGAGAUCCUCGGGGACAUUCGCAGCUCCCCAUGUGUGAGCGUGUUGCUGGACAGCUGCAGGGACUCUUCCGACCAGGCCUGUGUGGGGAUUUACAUCCGCUACCUUAAGCAGCUGGAGGUGAAAGAGUCAUAUAUCACCCUGGCCCCACUCUACAGUGAGACAGUGGAUGGGUACUUCGAGACCAUCAUCGCAGCCCUGGAUGAGCUGGACAUCCCCUUCCGGAAGCCUGGCUGGGUGGUGGGCCUGGGCACCAAUGGCUACACCAUGUUGAGCUGCAAGGGAGGCCUCGUUGAGAAGUUCCAGGAGAUCAUCCCGCAGCUGCUGCCUGUCCACUGUGUGGCCCACCAGCUGCACAUGGCCGUGGUGGACGCUUGUGGGAGAAUUGAUCUGGUGAGGAAGUGUGACCGGCACAUCCGGACCAUCUUCAAGUUUUACCAGACCUCCAACAAGAGGCUGAAUGAGCUGCAGGGUAGCGCGGCGCCCCUGGAGCAGGAAAUCGUCCGCCUGAAGGACCUGAACGCUGUCCGCUGGGUGGCCAGCAAGCGGCGCACACUGAAUGCGCUCAUCGUGAGCUGGCCUGCGCUGGCGCGGCACCUCCAAACUGUGGCAGAAGCAGGGGGCCAGGUCGGGCACAGGGCCCAGGGCCUGCUGAAGCUGAUGAAGGGCUUCCAUUUCAUCAAGUUCUGCCACUUCCUCUUGGACUUCCUCAGCAUCUACAGGCCCCUGGCUGAGGUGUGCCAGAAGGAGAUGGUGCUGAUCACAGAGGUAAACUCCGAGCUGGGGCGCGCCUACAUCGCACUGGAGGCCCUCCGCCACCAGGCGGGACCCAAAGAGCAAGAGUUCAAUGCCAGCUUCCGGGACGGGCAGCUCCACGGCAUCUUCCUGGACAGGGUGGAGAUGGCAGAGCAGCGGUUCCAGGUGGACAGGGACAGGAUGAUACUGACGGGGGUCGAGUACCUCCGGCAGAGGUUUGACACAGACCGCCCCGUGCAGCUCAAGAACAUGGAGGUGUUUGACACCAUGGCUUGGCCAAGUGGGGUGGAGCUGGCCUGCUUCGGGAACGAUGACAUUCUCAGCCUUGCCAGGCACUUUGAGCUCUCCCUGCCUGCAGGGUACAGCGAGGAGGCACUGCUGGAGGAGUGGCUAGGCCUGAAGGUGGCUGCCCAGAACCUCCCAUUCUCCAUGCUGUGUAAAAAUGCCCUGGCCCAGCACCGCCGCUUCCCCUUGCUGAGCAAGCUCAUGGCCGUGGUGGUCUGCGUGCCCAUCUCCACCUCCUGCUGUGAGCGUGGGUUCAAGGCCAUGAACCGGAUCAGGACUGACGAGAGGACUAAGCUCUCCAAUGAGGUGCUCAACAUGCUCAUGAUGACAGCAGUGAACGGGGUGGCGGUGACGGAGUACGACCCGCAGCCCGCCAUCCAGCACUGGUACCUGACCUCCUCGGGCCGGCGCUUCAGCCACGUCUACACCUGCGCCCAGGUGCCCACCCGCUCCCACACAGGUGCGGGGCUCAGGAAGAAGGGGCUGGGAGCACAGAAGUGGCCCAUCGCGCCCUCCGGGGAGCCCUGGAGAUUCUGAAGGACGCUUGUGGAGGCCCCGAGACUCCGUACUGCACCAGCCAGGGGCCCCCAAGCCACCCGGACAGAGAGGGCCUAGAGAAGGUCUGGGGGACCCCCACGUGGCCCGGCCUCCUGACCCACUCAUGUGGACAGGCUCUCUGCAUUCUGGGCUGUCCUGGCGGGGUCACCCCCUAAACCCUAGCAAGUAGGUGGUGACAACAUGGCUGAAGCCACCUCUGAGGGACACCAGGCAUUGCCGCAGACCUGUCUUAAGCACAGAGUACGCCCAGAGGGUCUCAUGCCCACUUAAGGUCCACCUGGAAGAAUCCCGGCUUGCCGCUUGCUGGUGGCAGAGGACAUUCCGGAAGUGGGAGAGACUGUUGGGGUUGGAGGACCAAAAGGAGCACCCCAGCCCUCUGAGCCCCUGCAUCACUUCGUUAGGGUGGCAGCUUGGCUGCAAGAGUCCCCAGGAGUUGCCCUUCAGGACCACUGGCCCUGGCUGCUGUGGCAGAAGCGGGAGGUCUUCCAGUCAGGUGAGAAACACAGGUCAGAGAAUUCUGCUUCCUCUGCCGGGUCUGCCCAGGAUGAAGCAGAAGAGAACCCUUCUCCACAGCAGAGAAGGGGGUCUUGCCUGGGGCCCUCCCUGGGAGUCCUUGGGUGUGUUUUCCUGAGGAAUGUGUGGGUCGGAUUCAGAGUUGGGGGCCUAGGGUCCAUCCGGGCUCUGCUGCGGGCAGUGGUUUGCCUGGGAUGUGUCCUUUGUGCUUAUCUGUGCCUCAGUUUCCCUCUCCAUGCCAUGGCAGCCAAGAAUCUAAGUGCCUCUCCCCCCGGCCCUGGGUGCCCCAGCAUAGUCAUGAGAGCCUCUCACUCCUUGAGAGAGGGACAUCUCCGCCCUCUGCUCUCCUGCCCUGUUCCUGUCCUCAGUGGGAAGUUCGCCUCUGAGUCCUCUUGUGGGCAGAGGUGCUGUCCACGUGGACCGUCAGCAGGACAGACUUGUCCCUUCCUCAGCGAGCUGCCCCGGGGACUCUGCUUAGAACGGCCGCCACUGCUUGGUGACCGUGCCUGCCCUAGAUGGCACAGUCCCAUUCUCUGGACCACAUUCAGCGACCAGGUUUCUGACAAGCUGCCCCAGAACCUUGUGGGUAUCCUCUGCUUAGGAUACCUCUGGCACGAGCAGGUCCCCAGUCCCCCCACCGACAUCCCCCGCCCACCAGGGCAGAGCUCUCGCCUCCCAAGGCAGUGUGGUCUGGGCAGGAUCCAGGCUGCUGAGCUGGAUGGGAGCCUGGCGCCCCAGUUCUGCGUCUUUAGCCGGUUGGGAAGUUAGCAAUGUCUCUGCAAAGGGCUUCUUGCUCCUGCCUCAGGCUUACUUAGACAGGCAGAGACCCUGUUUUCUGCCCUCUGCAGGGGGUCCUUGCUGUGUGCCACGGGCACGUAGGUGCCUCCCCGUCCCGCAGUCCCGUAGACGCCCUGGUUCCCGACACCCACACUCAGCCUUAGCACUUCACGUUGCUGUCUUUUUCCUCUCUGCCUCCACGCUGUGGAGGUGCCUCCUCGCCAGCUCUGGAGGUGGCCCUCAGAGUCUCCCCCAGGAAGAAGCACUUUCCCUUUGGCCAGAGUCCUGGCCGUCAUCUUCACCCAGGUUCUCCUCCUGGCACCUGUCCUUCCCCUUCCCGCACGACUGACGCCCACUGGGGCGGGCAUUCCAUGUAACCAGCAUUGUAGCACAUACUUCAAUUUCAGUAGCCAUAGAGACUCUGGGGGUGAGGGAGCCUCGCCUUGUCCAGGCCGGACACCUAGGAGGGUGACCAGCUCCAGAUCUUUGCUGUCUGUCUUGCAAAGGGGUGUCCCUAGGGUGCUAUGUACAGAUCAGGCAGGGCAGAGGUCUCCGGUUCCCUCACAUAGGGGUCUGUGUGACCAAGAACACCAAGGGUGACUAGACAGGGAUGUCUUUGCUUGCCCUGGUUUCAACGACGUGCACAUGUUUAGAAUGACCAUGUUCGAUUCCAAAUCUUUUGCUAUCCGAAUAAAGCAGAGUGUAUUUCCACA
This is a messenger RNA of Chinchilla lanigera (long-tailed chinchilla), 6009 nucleotides long. It is a transcript of the gene Znf862, whose product is annotated as zinc finger protein 862. Gene Ontology annotation, molecular function: protein dimerization activity. Gene Ontology annotation, biological process: regulation of DNA-templated transcription. The record is from RefSeq and is a predicted model, not a curated record. The transcript is spliced from 7 exons. The coding region runs from base 734 to 3985 and encodes 1083 amino acids. Lineage: Eukaryota; Metazoa; Chordata; Mammalia; Rodentia; Chinchillidae.